Leptinotarsa decemlineata (Colorado potato beetle) is the source of this 601-nucleotide messenger RNA. It is a transcript of the gene pnt, whose product is annotated as ETS transcription factor pointed. The record is from RefSeq and is a predicted model, not a curated record. Gene Ontology annotation, cellular component: nucleus. Gene Ontology annotation, molecular function: DNA-binding transcription factor activity, RNA polymerase II-specific; sequence-specific DNA binding. Gene Ontology annotation, biological process: cell differentiation; regulation of transcription by RNA polymerase II. NCBI's taxonomy places the organism in Eukaryota, Metazoa, Arthropoda, Insecta, Coleoptera, Chrysomelidae.
AUGGAUCCUCCAGAACAGGAAAGACGCAGCAGCCCUCGUCUUCAUAGAACCACACAACCAAACCCGGAAACUCAAUAUAUUCCUACGCAAGUGCCGCCGCUGACUCCAGGCACGAACAAAACGAUGGCAGAGGCGCUGAAAGCGUCAUUUGCCUCGUGGGAAAAAGAACAAUUGAGGUUAAAUAUAACCAAAGAUCCCAGGGAAUGGACGGAAAACCAUGUGGCCCAUUGGUUACAUUGGGCCGCCAAAGAGUUUUCCCUGGACUGCAUACCCCUGAAUCAGCUCAGAAUGAAAGGGAAAGACAUCUGCUCAAUGGGAAAAGACGCUUUUUCCGCCAGGGCUCCUGCUUUCGUCGGAGACAUCCUGUGGGAACAUUUGGACCUCUUACAAAAAGAUGUGGAAAAAGAGAGAGCGCUAAACAACUCUGUCGAAACUACUAACUUGUACGAGCCAAUGUGCGUUCCAGAACUAACUUAUAUUGAUUAUACGCAAGCACCUGGAGUCUUACAAGACGAAUCCCGGAAACCGGUGUCUGUUCAUUCGCCAGUUCCUCAGAAUAAUUCGAACCCUCCUCCUACGAACAACAAUUUCCUACACGAGG